Molecule: messenger RNA, 11183 nt
Organism: Nomia melanderi (Alkali bee)
Lineage: Eukaryota; Metazoa; Arthropoda; Insecta; Hymenoptera; Halictidae
Biological process (GO): cell surface receptor protein tyrosine kinase signaling pathway; protein phosphorylation; positive regulation of kinase activity
Cellular component (GO): plasma membrane; signaling receptor complex
Molecular function (GO): transmembrane receptor protein tyrosine kinase activity; ATP binding
Source: RefSeq, a predicted model, not a curated record
GGCAUGGACUUGUGCGGCAGGCGCACACUUCUUUUAAAACAGGUAGCACGCGCGGCUCCGGCUAAUUGUUUUUAUUUACGGCCGGUCGAACCGAGCACGGUGUAAUGUGCACGCGAGUGUCAGCGGUCGAGGGUGCUGUUUUCGCCCAGUGACAGCCCUUCGAAGGGACCGGAAACGGCGGCGGAGGUGGUGGGAAAGCGACGACACCGACGACAUCGACGCGACGCAAAACGACGCGACCAACGAAGGGAUUCCUCGAAGUUUCACCAACCUCGAGUUUCUCACCCGUGGAAAGAUUUGGCUUCGUUCCGCCCGCGGUCCUGCGUGCGCAGUAAUUAUGACAGUUGCUUCGAUCUGCGCACGCAUCGAUUACGCGCCCUCGGAAGGUCAGCCCGCUAACCUCACUUCCCCGGGAUCGGUUUAAAAAGACCGGAAAAAGAAUGUGCGCGCGGUGACUCGUUCGACCCGAGACUCGUUUCGAUCGGUUCACCCUUCGCCUCCCUGUUUUCUUCCUCUGGGUCGUUCUUAUUACUCGUUUUAAUGAUAUGCGAGAACUGCCGACACAUUCUGCACCCCGUGAUUCAAACCUCCCGCUUCGAGCGCUCGAUAUUUUCGAGCUUUCGAAUUCGAAGCGUCGAUCUUCGCGGCUCGCGAAAAUGUGAUCGAACGGGGCAUCCCCUGUCCCGCGACGGAUUUAUCGUGGCCGGUUCGUGCGUGUGCUCUUUAUCACAAUGACGGUGGAUCGGUCGGUGGCGGCGAUGGUGUUGAUCCUGGUGACCACCGUGAUCGUGUUUGUCCACGCGAAGGAUGUGACGACACUGGAGUACGACGACUUUCUUCCGGCGAACGAGACCAAUGCCCGGCAUCGCGUCGAUACAGAUUCUUCGGCGGCCGAUCACCGGCAGGGUCGCAUGUCCCUUCAGACCGAGCUACCGUCGUCGAAGGCGAAGAGGGAGCAAGCUCUGCGCAGCAUCCUCGCAGCGAGGAGGCGACAGAUCUUGAGCCAGCGACCGAUCGAGGCGCGGAAUCUGAGUCGCGCGGUGAGACCGGCCGAGGCCGGGGCGAAGGACCCGCCGGACGUGUUGGAGGCCCAGGAAACCAGGCACGGGAUGUACGUAACAGCAUCCGGUGACGGGAAGGCGGAGCUGGCGAUCGAAGAGGAGACGUCGGAUUCACCCGCAAGGAUUAUCGUGGAAGAACCAAGGAAAAGGGACUCGCCUCUGAUCGAAUUCGAAAGAGAAGGCGGGCAGGUGUCGGAGCCAACGAUCCCUAGAAAACCGAGCAACGAGAGCAGCUCGACGGCGUCGAGCCUCGGCGUGGAGGGCAAACCGGCCUCCGGUAACACGAGAAGCAAUUACACGAUAAGCCAUAGAAAUUCCUCUUCGACGCCGUCCUCCCCGACGUCUUCAUCGACUGUCGGGACGAAGGCACCGGAUACGGACGCUCGCAAAAGGAACAUCGUCUCGAUGUCCGAGUCUCUGUAUAAUUACUUCAGGCCGGUCGAGAGCAACAUACCUGUCGAGGACAUGACGCAGUUCCUCUACUUCGGCCAGAAGAUCCAACCGGAAACGCAGAACGCGACCGGGAACGAUUCGACGGAAGCCACGCCGACGGCAUCGACCGCACCUACCACCUCUCGCAGGAGGUACUCCGCGAAGAGGUACGGCGGCACGAGUACGCCGGCACCGGCGCGGCUCGACGAGAUCGCAAACGAGGCGGUGGAGAGGCAGAUCGAGAAAAGCAAGCCGUCGAAGCUGAAGAACGCGUUCAGGAGCACGGAGAAUGGUUUAUAUUACCGGAAGACCAGGCCGACGACGGACCCCACGAUCGCGGCGAACGUAAUCGCGACGAUGGAGACAGGGCGAAACGCUACCGGCGAUGGGGACACGGUUGGGGAUCGGUCCCGCGACGAUAACCCGUCCGCUCACGCCGUCGCUGCGCGGGACCAGCUGCGAGACCACGAGAGAGGAAGUGCCGCUACCCACGUGCUGCCCGCUGAAACGAGGAAUGCGACCAACACGACCCAGAUACCGUACCGGCGAACCGUUUCCGCGAACGCGUACGACCGGCCCGAGGAAAGUGAAAUCGGUUUUCGGGAUCGUCCCGCGGAUAUUGCGGCGUUGAACGGCGUGGAGGAGACGAAACCGAAGAGCACAGUCCGCAGGAAGAAAACGGACAAUUCCUCUAUGACUCUGAGCAACGAGAGCGUCACCGAGGAAGAACGCAUACGAAUGGACGCCGAUGAUACCGCCUCCACGCUGUCGGACGCGGAGAUGUACGGCGAUCAUACGGAACAAAGGAUAAGGAGGAUCGACAUCUACGACAGCGGGAGUACCUUCGAUUUUUCCCGGAAGGCCGACUCAACCCUCGGGGAUCAGGCUCGUUCGCUGAACCCCCGCGAGAGCAACAACAUCGAGACCUCCACCUCUCGGGACAAGAUCGGUCGCUCGACAACGGAACCGUUUCGAAUCGUGUGGACAUCACCGGAAACGUCUACCCUCCGGAUAAUCGUGACCGAGGGGAGUCCAGUAGAGGGGUUCGGGAUUGACACGGCCGCCGUGGAGCGGUAUACCGUUAAACCGGUCGAUUCCGCGGAGGAACGAGUUCGCGUCGGCGCUUCCGGCGAUGUUACCGCGAACGAACCACCGCCGUCGAGCGUGUCGGCCAGAACGAGCACGAUCUCUGGCAGUACAGCCAUGAUCGAACGUGGUACGACGACGAUGACGGAGACGAGCACGCCGAGGUCCAAGGUCCACAGACAUCGGGAACAGAAGCAUCGGACGGAGAAGGAUAAGGGAGCCAGCGAAGGGAAUCGGGAUCAGGAGCAGCAGCAGCAGCAACAGCAGCAGCAACAGCAGCAUCAUCGACAUCAGGAACAACAGCAGCAGCACGUGUACGCUUACACGAUAACGAACGUGACGCGGCUAUUGCGCAACUACACCGGACCUGGGUUAAGCAGAGAGGAACAAGGAGGCAGCGAGCAGGGCACCGGUACGACCGAGAUAACGACCGGAUCAGCGCAGCGGCGUCAGCCACCGCCGCCGUCUCUUCUUCUGCUUCCUCGUGCCGGUAGUGGUAUAGAGGCGGGCCGAGCGCCGGCGGAACUCAGUGCCGGCACGACCGUCGAAGCAGUCGCAGCCGGUGGUGGAUCGUCCGCUGCCCAGAUACUGGUGGGGGAACGCCAGAGGAAAGUCGUUACAGUCGCGGCGCAGCCGGAGGAACGCGCGGUCAGCCGAGCACAGCCGCAGCUGACCGUAAACAAGAGCAGCUCGAGGCCAAGCGGCAAACCGACGGAAGUGUUGAACAGCGGCAACGGGGGCGGCCGGGGUCCCGUCCGAUGGAAUCACGCAAAGCCGAGGAACACUGACCUCGAGGGCUCUUUCGGGGACAGACGGUUCCUGAGGAAGUCGGCGAGCGCGGUGCUCAAUCAACGGAUCGGAGCAGGCUUCGACGAGGACGCUGCUGGCUCCACCGCGGUGAACAAGAGGCGCAGGCCGACGACGAAUGGACAGACUGGGGCUUCCGGCAGUCGGAGAGUGAAAGGGGGGAAGCUGCUGGAAGAGAACCGUUCGAACGAACGACCGGUGAACGGGUCGUCGGAUUGCGGGAAGAAGGAUGAUGAGGCGGAAGUACGCGGCGACGGUGUACCAGUGAAUCGCACCGCGGUGGUGAACGCAGCUGGGAACAUGACAGUGGCGGAUAGUGUCGCGAUGGAGCAAAAAUCGUUCCUCAGCACGGCUGCUGCCGAACCGGUCGAUCCGACUACACCCCGAACAGCUUCCAACGGCAUGAAGUUAGAAGAACGGGCUAACGUUACAGAGCCGGUGACUCCGGUCGCGAGGACAGAUGCCAAAGACCAAUUAAACGCGUCGCCGAGUGAAAACGAAAGUGCGCCCGCGAGCGGGAGUAAAGUGUCCGUUGGGGAUAGCGCGGUGGCGGCGGUGGCCGCGGUGGAUAAUAGCGCCGAGAACGGAAGCGGUUCGUCGACCGUGACAGUGACCGCGGCGGUCGAAACGACUGAGCCCAAAGAAACGACGCCGACCACGACACCGAUCCCGCCGCCAGUUUUUCCAGUUACACCCAGAAUAAUCACGGAAACGGCUCGGCCGCCGGCCGACAACGAGACUUUCACCUUAAACCCUACGGAACCCGUCGGCCAGGCGGCCGAUAACGAAACCGCGAGCAAGCCUUUCAACAUGGCGAAUUCGGAGUCGAAGAAUGCCACCGCUGCACCGGAAGCUCCUACGACGCCGAUCACCACGGUGCAAAUAGAAAUAUCUACGAUGCCACAGGACCAAAGCACGUCGGAUUCGGUGACCUUAUCCUCGACCUCUGCGUCGGUCGAUCCCCGGAAACGCGUGUCCGGGGAAAGAUCGCCGGAAGUGAGGGCCCGAAAUUUGUCCGACAAGUCGAAAGACAAAGACGAUGUUCUGCCUAUAAUGCACUUGUACAAUACUUCGGAUAUAUUCAACGGUAGCGGUCCGAUGAACUCGUUCUCCCGUGGAACGGAACGGCGAGUGGAGCUUCCGGUGCACCCGAAGAGCGAGGUUUCCGGAACGACCGAGAAAGUCAACGACACGAUCGCGCCGAAAAGCGGAGCGAAUGACUCUAACACUCGUGUUCCCGUUACGGAAAGGAAGGACAGACACGAGGAGAGUCGUGAAACGUCAACCCAGGUCCCGCCGACGGGCCCUGGCAGAGGGCCCGUGAAUGGAGGGAACCGGACCAGGCACAGGCCGGUCUAUCAUCACGCGAUCCUGCCGGAGUACAAUGUGUCCGUGUACCCGGACGAACUGAACAGGACGUUCUUCGAGACCGGACUGAUAUCGGUCAGUCACAGGGAGUCGGUGAAUAUCAGUGAAGUGAUAUCGAAGCGACACGAUGGCGACGCGAUCGCGUCCCAGGAAACCGUCGCCGUGGUCAGCUACAUCCUGGCGACCCUCGUCGUAUUCCCCAUCGCCGUCGGCGUUGGCCUCAUUCUCAGAAGACUGAUACUUAGGAAUCGUAAGGUGCUCGAAGAGUCGGACACAUCGUCGGAGAUAAGUUGCCGGAAGGACGCGUUGAACCUUGAAAACGGUGACUUCAAAACCUCCAUCGAGAAGGCGAUCACGAAACUGCCGAGGAUACAACACUUGUGUCACGAAGCGGAGAAACCUCCGCCCCCGUCGUCGCAAGAAUCCAGAUGGGAGUUUCCUAGAGAUAAGCUUAGGUUACAGACGGUCCUCGGGCAAGGAAACUUCGGCCAGGUCUGGAAGGCUGAAGCUGACGACUUGACCGGUCAUCAAGGUACGACUCGUUUAGUCGCCGUCAAAACAGUAAAAGAGGGUGCUUCCGACCGGGAAAAGGAAGAUCUUGUUCGGGAGCUCGAGAUCAUGCAACAGCUUGGCAGUCAUCCGAAUGUCGUGACUCUACUCGGUUGUUGUACUGAACAAGAGCCUCAUUACCUUAUACUCGAGUACGUGAUGUACGGGAAACUGUUGGCGUAUCUGCGCGACCAUCGCACCAGACAGGAUUUCUACAAUUUCAGCGAGGAUUCGGCGGCGCUGACUUCUAGGGAUCUCACUGUUUUCGGAUACUGCGUCGCGAGAGGCAUGGAGUAUCUGGCAUCGAAGAAGAUCAUCCACCGCGAUCUCGCCGCGAGGAACGUGCUGGUGGACCACAACAAGCUCUGCAAGAUCGCGGACUUUGGCAUGUCCAGAUUCGCGAACGAGGACGGCGAGGUGAUCGAGACCAGGCACGGGAGGAACGCGCUGCCUAUCAGAUGGAUGGCACCCGAGUCCUUAAUUUACUCGCUCUUCACCACCAAGACUGACGUGUGGAGCUUCGGGAUCUUGAUGUGGGAGAUCGUCACUCUAGGUUCGACACCGUACCCGGACAUGACGGCACGGGAAGUCAUGCGGAACGUGCAGAACGGUUAUCGACUGGAGAGGCCUUCGCAUUGCCGAAGCGAGCUGUUCAGGGUGAUAUCCCGAUGCUGGCAUGCUGAUCCAGACCGCAGGCCGGAAUUCCAGACGCUGAGGAGGGAUCUGGCACAGCUGCUCGAGGACAACUUGAACGGACAUUACGUCGAUCUCGAGAGCUUCGCGUCCGAGUGCACCGACUGAGAACUGGAUUCGCGAUGUCUCCGACAUCCCUCCGAUCCAUUUUUCCCUCUCAGUGAAGAAUAAUGUUUCCCAAACGAUCGAUCGUCCGAUCGGUUCAUGUACAGAGACGAAUUUGACGAUCCUCUUGAAGUCGGAGAACAAAGUUAAUGUAGAAUUCCGGCCGUGUUCGAGAAGAUUGACUUUUCACAGCGAUUUCGGGAGACACAAGCAGAUAUGGAUCGAUAGAUGUAUGCGUGAGUGUGCUUUAUUUUUUAUGGUAUCGAGUAUGGUAAAAAUGGCUGAGAACGUUGCUCUUAGCUGACUGGCUGUUCUAAUUGCGUUUUCUUUGUGUGACACGUGUACCGCUGGAGGCGAAAGAAUGAGGGUUGAUUGCAUUGAGUAACGAAAGACUGUUAAUUAGAUAAUAUUUUGAAUAACUUAAUAGGGCUGAGCAUUUAAAUUUUGAAACUGUUCGAGUAAAAGUCUUCGAUACGACAGAUGAUUUUGAACUUGUGUUUCGGAAUGUUAGUCUUAGUAUCGAAAGUGAAGAUGAAAUCAGCAUCCGUCCAUAGUUUCUUAUUCGUCCGAAGGAAAAAGUUCAACGAGAGCGUGUUUGUUAAACAUGACUAAUCUGCUGAAUUUUUUCGCGACACCUCGCGAAUAUUGUUUCGAGACAGCUUCGACAAAAACAUUGACUUCUAUUCUCCAAAUUUCUCAGAAAUAUUUUUGCAAGUCAAUUUCCUUGGCAAGAUUUUUGACAGAGUUAAUAUUUGGACUGUGACAUUCGUGAAAAUUUAAGCAACAGUCGGCGGUAUAUGAAUUGACGAGAGCGUUGAUUAAUGUGUACGUGUGAACGGUUUUUGUAUUAAAUGACGAACGAAGUCGCUUUGUACGAAACUAGGACACGAUAGCAAUGCAAAUGGAAAGAUAUAGUUAUCUGCAUAGGUAAGGAUGACGGACGUUGUUUACUGUUUUCUUUUCGAACACGGAGCAAAAAAAAAAUGUUAAAAAGUGUCUAAGUACUUCGUGUAGUAUUAUUAUGCAUCUAGCGUUUCCAAUUAAUGCGCCAGUCAUCAAAUGUUCGUCCUUGUCGGUGUUUCUCGUGAAACAACAGUAUUCAUUUCAUUGGUGUAUAAGUGAUUUUAAUUGGAAAGUAAAAAGGUCUCAAACAUUAAACAUUUCUUCUAACUACGACAUAAUACAAAAUUAAUACAGGUACAGAAAAAUUCACAUUUAACAUUGAAAAUAAUCAAAACACGUUCAUCUCAAAUGAAUUACUUUCAAGAAUUUUAUAUUUCAAUGAAAAUUGAGUGCUCCCGAUGAGAAACCCCGGCACACGCGAACGACCGAUCACGCAGCUCAUCGCGAACAUUGAUCGCGUCUCUUCGGUGUUUUAUUAUUGUGAGAAUUCCUCACCACAAAACGCUGUGUCGCAUUAUUACGACGCGUUCUGUCAAUCAAAACGAUGAAAAAGUGAAAAAAAAAGCGGAAAAGAAAUGGAAACAAACGAUCAUCCUCCAUCGUCGUCCUAUUCAUCGUAAUUAUAACUGUCCAAUAAUACCUGUAUUAUUAUGUAAUCGUUCUUAAGCAUGUAAGUUUUCAAUCGUCGAUUUAUUUCUUAAUCAUUCUAGUCUCUCUCGACGCGUACGGGGUGGCGAUUGGCCUAUAUUUUAAUGAACACGCAGGGACCGCGUGUGAAUUUAUUCUGGAUUGUGAUAUACGCGUACUUUUUAUAUUUGCGAAAGCUCCACGGAGCCGAUUAAAGCCCCCACCAUUGUCGGUUGUUUAUCGUAUUAAGUUUGUAUUUUAUACACUCGUGUUCGAUGCCUCUUCGAGAACCCGACCUCGCUUCCGCAUUAUCGAAGAGAAGCGAAGAUGUCGAUAUUCGAUGUUAUUACGAUGUUACUCUGCGUAGUUUCGUGAACCGCGCCUAUAUACACACAUUCCCCCCAUCCCCCUUUCCUUCCACAAAAAAAUGCAAGAAUUAUUGUAUGUAAACUCAACUAUUGUAAGAAGUUUUUUUUUGUCAGUAAACGUUGUCGUAAAUUCCCAGCCACUAUUUUUCUUCUGCGAGAGCUUCGUCGACUACCGAGAACUUCCAAGACGAUCAUUCUCAUCGAUUAAACAUCUUAUCGAAAGAAUCGUUUAAAUGCGAAACAUUUUUUGGAAAAUGUACACGAUACAGAUAGAGACAAGGAUCUAGGACAUUAUAUAAUAAAAUUUCACUUCAUAACAGUGGCUGUAUAAAACGAAAUUUUCAUUUAUUUCAGUUUAUACGUUUCUUAGUUGUUACGGACGUGUCGAAUUUAUUCUUGCGAUUCGUGUGUAUAAAACGAUUUGCCACUGGAAGUUGUGAAUCUGUUAAAAAUUGAAUUAGCAUCUCAAACCGACGGGGUUCUUAAUGCACAAUAUGUGUCGGUGAUAUUUCCUUCGGGCAAUCUCGUCAGAUUUUUUAUAAAAAUUAGUCAGUGCGAUACAAAAUAAUCGCAGGUCAUUCGGCUCGAAACUGCAUAUUAUCGGUGCACGGAGAGUGUUGCCGCUAUUAAUGGCCUCUCGGAGCGCGGAACGCCGUUUUCGCAAUUAAGGGUGUGACUUGGAGGGUACCUUCGGUUCUUGAUUAAUCGAAUCGCGUUCCCCAACGACACGCAAAUUUAUUUACGAACCGACGGCCGAGAUAAGGGCGAAAGCCGCGACGCGGUGGUGCGUUCGGCUCGUUCCAUCAAAGUCUCCGGAGUCAGGGGUUCGAGGAAGAAAAAAGUGAAGGCGGGUAGGAAAGAUCCCAUUUAAAAAGUUGUGGGCGUUGUGAGGGCUGGGAGACACGAUGAAUGAUUUAAUUUUAUUGGCCACACUAUUCACGUGCUCGUUUCUUAUAUCGCUAUCUAGCCGGAACGUUUUAUUGCGUCAAUUAACGCGUUUAUCGGUAUGAUUCAGCUUUUCCUUUUUCUUAUUACUUCGAAAUUAGAGUACUUUUCGCAAUUUACGCGCCGCCCAGGAAGUAAUUUUUUUCGUCGACAAAUUAUGCUCGUAAUGUUUUUUUUAUUUCGUGGUAAUUUCUUGACUAAAAAAAGGAUGUAUAAAAAACUAUAUAUUUUCGUGGAAUCCCAGUGUUCUAACUUGAAAUAUAUAAUUUCCUUUCAAGUGUAAAGUAAAACUGAUUGCUUCGUAGUAUCAGUUUCGAUAUGUCUCUAUGAAUCAAAUAUGAUUCACUCGUAAAACUUCGACUUUAAAGUAAAAGCUUGUGUUUUAGUGAUUACAUAAAAUAUAUCAGUUAACGAAGAUAUCAUCCGAUUAAUGUUAAAGUACGUGGCAUAAAUGUGGCAAUGCAAAAUUGGAAUAAUAAAAUUCACAACAUAAGAAGUUAAUGUUUCCAGCUAAUGAAAAAAUACAGCGAAUCUCCUCAUUAAGUAAGUUACGAAUUAUCACGUUAACAGAUCUGUGGUUGACGAAUGCACAAUUUUCAUCAAAAUUGCACGAUCAACCUCCGUUGUUAUUUCGAUAUAGGAAGCUCGGAGCGACGUCUUAAUUAUUUCCACCCGCGACAGCUAAUUAAGACCGAUCAUCGUCACGGACUACGCGAGCAGUUCGCAAUUAACACUCGAACUUCCGUCUGCAACGCGAUCCCCGGCAGAAACAGGAAACAACUAGGCGGCACGUCGGUAAACUUCGAUUUCGUUAUGUGCUCGUAGUAGUCAACAUGUUGGCUGCCACAAAAGACAUCAGGAUUUUAUGUAUUACUUAUUCUCUCUGUAGCAAAGAUAAAGAGGAAGAAUUAAUACAUCAUUAUCUAGUUGAGCUACUGAGCAUUUUGAUUCUACAUCAGUUAUCUUACGAACUAUGAAUAUUAUCUUGUAAUUUGGAAGUUCCGGUCAUCGGUGACUGCCGUGGCACUCAACGUAUUAACCAGUCGGCUAAAAAUAACGUCUUCUGCGCGUGAUUUUAUAAAACGAAAAAACACGAGUCUUCAGUCUCAGUAUUUUUUUUUAUAUCAGAUCACCGAGAGACGUUGCUUGACGAAAAUAGAGAGAAAAGGAGAAAAAAAGGCGAAGCAUUUGCAUAAUUUCAGGAAUUACCACGCCAGCCUGGUAACGGUAUUAUCCUUCGGCUUCGGACAUCUGGAAGAGGUUCCUGUCUAUUAAUUGAAUCCUCGCGACAACCGGUGCUUUACAGCCGAGUGAAUUGCGCGAGAUCCGCCGGAAUAAUUAAAUUGCGGGAUCGAUAAUUUAUUGCGGAGGUUCCCAAACGCUUCGGCGUUAUGUGACAUUGAUGACUUUCGCCUCGGGAAGGAUUCGUUUGACGCGCAAAAACAAUGUUUCCAUUUACGACGUGCAUGAUUAAUAAAUCUUUUCCUCGGCGUGAUUGUCGUCUUAAUAACGUCUAUAACAUUUUGUACGUACAAGAUUUAUACAGGUAAUUGUCGAGUCGAAGCCGUACGGGGGUCAAAUCAUCGGGGAUUGCUGAGUGAUCCCUGAAACCUGUCAGUAGCAACUGUGUGGACGGCGUAUGAACGUUCCCCGAAGUUGUCUUCACUUUUCUCAGCAGUCGUGUGCUUGCCGCAACAUGCACCGGGAUAAGGAUCGUUAUCGUAAAUUGGAUCGCAUUCCAGAAAUCUUGAAAUAGCCGUAAAACGUCCAGACUCGCUUAUUGCCGUGGGCGAACCAACGAUCCGACGUCGCGAGAUGAUUCAUUUAAAAGGCGCGUAAAAUUUAUUGAUCCCUACGAUACAACAUAUUAGUGUGUACCGAUUCCUUUGUUUCUAAACAAUUCAGAGAAAAUUGUGUGUUGUUUCCUACGUAUUCCCUGUUCAUUAUAUAUUACGAUUGCGACGGAUAAUAUUCGUGGAAUAGUACGUAUUAGAAGAUAUGGUAAGGAAAUAUUGAUUUGCUUAUUGUGCUAACGCAAUUGAACUGUAAAUCGUAAAUCAUAGUUUCACUUAUCCCAUGACGGGAUCACUCGGGUCAAUUCUCCCGCGUUUUCUCUCGUAUUCGUUUAUAUCCUUUCUCCUAACCAUAACGCACAGUCUCAUCCCACAUAGCGUAUCCAUUUUCCCACACAGCCACGCGGAUUUUCUAUGUCAAUGGACUCCGUUUGAUAUUCGUCAAA